CUCUGUAUCCUCAGAUGUUUUUCUGAGGUGCAGACCUCCUAACGAGGAGUGUUGGAUAAUAACACUACUAAUAGUGACAUUAGAAGUUUGAACUUUCCAGCAGCUUGGUAGGAGUGUCGCUGCUUUCUGACUCAAAUGAGUUGGUAAGGCCUUCAGACACUCUGCCAUCAAGCUGUUCAUCCUUGAUAAUAGCCACUAGAAGGAAAACGUCAUGGUUUUAUUUAUUGUCUUCUUGGGUGAUUCACAUUGUGGAUCAUCAUUUAAAUUCUACGUUGAUGAUCUGUCCUUACAUUUUCUGAAUGUAGUCUUUCAUUUGUCAUCUGCAGUACAUCCUAGUAUGGCCGCCUAUCUACUUAUCAUUUACUUAUCUACUGUCAUUCUAAAUCUGUGUAGUUUAACCUCACCUGGCCCUCAGGUGUGAUAUACCAUUUUGGCCACACGAGGGCGCCAGUGUUCCAGUGAGCAUCUCUGUUUGUGUAUGAACGUGUUUCUCUCUGGGUAGACCUCAAAAGACAGCAGCAGAACAUAGUUUGUGUUUGGCGUCUAUAGCUCGUCACAGUUUUGAUUUUAAUGCAGAAAUUUGAGGAGUGAUGGGGCGACGUCUGAAGCUGAGGAGCUCUUUAACUUUUAUUUUUUGGGAUAAGAGGGUGGAGCUUGAGAAAUAGUGUAGUGGCUCCGCCCACAUCUUAUGUACAGUCUAUGAUGGCUCAGUCCUGGUUUAAUUUCUCUAACUGUCUGUCUCCUCUGCAGGUCGUCAUGGAUACCAUCAGGACUCGUCUGAGACAGUCAACCUCUGUGUCACUCCAGCGCUCAGUGGGCGUGGCCGAUGAUGAGGAGGCGGCAGGAGCUCCGAGGGUGGAGCUGAGGUUUGUGACACCAGAGGCCGAGGAGGAAAUGGAGGCGGAGCCCAGCAGUGACAUCGAAGCAUUGAUGCUUGGACAUCGCUAUGGAAACCGGAAAACCUGUGUGCUCCUGUGUGCGUGUGGAGUUGUUCUCUUCACUACAGCUUUCCUAUUGGCCUACGCAGUGUUAGGUGGGUUGUGCCCCUGCUCCAAGAUGGGGGGGCAAGGUGAGGAGGAUGAAGAGCCAGGGGGCGGUACAAAGCUCUCUGCAGAGGGAGGGGUGGGGCUUUACCUGGGAGAUCUCAGGGUGAUGAUGAGGAGGCUACUACAAGAUGAAGAUAUCUUCAACACAGUCAGUCGAGUCAGCAGAGCGAAUCAUCCCCCGGGUUCCUCAGAGGGGACGUCUCUGGCCUCAGAGAUUCUGGGACGGUUCAGACAGCUGCAAAUGGAUCAUACCUGGACCGAGUCUCUGUACGCCACGCUGCAGUUCCCUGAUAGGUAGGUAGGGGG
Labrus mixtus (cuckoo wrasse) is the source of this 1352-nucleotide messenger RNA. RefSeq names its product transferrin receptor protein 2-like. The coding region runs from base 700 to 1344 and encodes 214 amino acids. NCBI's taxonomy places the organism in Eukaryota, Metazoa, Chordata, Actinopteri, Labriformes, Labridae. The record is from RefSeq and is a predicted model, not a curated record. The transcript has 4 exons.